Molecule: messenger RNA, 6038 nt
Organism: Panicum hallii
Lineage: Eukaryota; Viridiplantae; Streptophyta; Magnoliopsida; Poales; Poaceae
Product: lysine-specific demethylase 5B-B
Exons: 33
Coding region: 58-5787 (1909 amino acids)
Biological process (GO): chromatin remodeling
Cellular component (GO): nucleus
Molecular function (GO): DNA binding; histone demethylase activity
Source: RefSeq, a predicted model, not a curated record
GACUGGGAACUGGGAAAUAGAGGAUCAUUCCCGGGUGAGCUCUAACCCUAGCCGGCCAUGGGCAAGAAGGGCCUCCCUCUUGCCGCCUCCGCCGCCGGCACCGUCCCUGAGGCGCCGGUAUUCCACCCCACCGAGGAGGAGUUCGCCGACCCGCUCGCCUACGUCGCCCGUAUCCGCCCUCUCGCCGAGCCCUACGGCAUCUGCCGCAUCGUCCCGCCGUCCUCAUGGUCGCCGCCUCACGCCCUCGACUUCACCUCUCUUUCUUUCCCCACCAAGAGGCAGCCCAUCCACCGCCUCCUCGCCCGCCCCGCCCCCGCUGACCCCGACACGUUCCUCCUCGACUAUCGCCGCUUCCUCAAGGCUUCCUCCGCACAUCGCCGGGGCCGCAGGAAGGGUCUUCCCAAGUCGCCCGCUCUCUCGGAUGGUCGCCCGGUCGACCUCUGCCGCCUGUUCCAUGCUGUCAAGCGCUUCGGCGGUUACGACGGUGCCUGUGAGGGGAAGCGCUGGGGCGACGUGGCACGCCUCGUUGACGACAAGGCACCCACGCACAUCUCUGAGUGCGCCAAGCAUGUGCUUGCGCAGCUAUAUUACGAGCAUCUCUAUGACUACGAGAAGUUCACCAACAGAUUGGUGUCACAGGAAUUGGAUGGGAGGAAGGGGGAGCAGCCAGAUGUGGGAUCUGAUUAUCAGCCGUCGGUUUCUGGUUCGCAGGAUGAAGAGAGUAACAGUUCUGAUACCAGGGAGCUGGUUGAGGAGUUUUCAGGUGUUAGGAACCGGAAUAGGAGAAAUGCCUUUCGUAAGAAAGCAGGCGAAGGGACAUCUCAUGGUCGUUAUGGAAGUGUUUGUAACAUCACUGGAAAUAGUGCAGCAUCUGCUGGUUCUUGGAAGCGGAAGAGGAGGAAAUUUGAUGCUGCGGUUACUGUGGUUAAUGAUGUGUCUGCUGGUGUUUGGAAGCGGAAAAGGAGGAAGUCUGUUACUGGGGCUACUGUGUUUAAUGAGGCAGCGGAUCAGGUCUGUGAGCAGUGUAGUAGCGGGUUACACGGGGAUGUCAUGCUCCUAUGCGAUCGCUGCGAUAAAGGCUGGCAUCUGUAUUGUCUGUCACCACCGCUCGAGCGGGUGCCUUCAGGGAACUGGUAUUGCUCAGACUGCCUGAACUCUGAUAGAGAUUGUUUCGGAUUUAUCCAUAGGAGGAAGCCCUGCUUGCUUGAGACUUUCCGGCGGUUUGAUGAGAGGUUGAGAAAGAGAUGGUUUGGGCCGAGGAAUCCCAGCCGUGUUCAAGUUGAGAAGCAGUUUUGGGAGAUUGUGGAGGGGAAGGUGGGGGAACUAGAGGUUAUGUAUGGGAGCGACUUGGACACUUCAAUUUAUGGGAGUGGGUUUCCUCGUCCCAGUGAUCCAGUGCCAUCAUCUGUGGACCUAGAGACAUGGCAGAAGUAUUGUUUGAGCCCGUGGAAUCUGAACAAUUUUCCAAAUCUGCCUGGCUCGGUUCUUAGGACAGUGAGGGAUAAAAUUGCUGGUGUAAUGGUCCCGUGGCUCUACAUUGGGAUGCUAUUUUCAUCAUUUUGUUGGCAUGUUGAGGACCACUGUUUCUAUUCAAUAAAUUAUUUACAUUGGGGUGAGCCAAAAUGUUGGUAUGGGGUACCUGGAGCAGAAGCAAAUGCCUUUGAGCAGGUUAUGCGCCAGGUCUUACCUGAUCUGUUUGAUGCACAACCUGACCUGCUUUUUCACCUUGUCACAAUGCUGAAUCCAUCUAUUUUACGAGCAAAUGGUGUUCCAGUUUAUAGCGUGAUGCAGGAACCUGGCAACUUUGUCAUUACUUUUCCCAGGUCAUUCCACGGUGGCUUCAAUUUAGGUUUGAAUUGCGCUGAGGCUGUAAAUUUUGCUCCUGCCGAUUGGUUGCCUCAUGGUGGAAUUGGGGCUGAUUUGUAUCGCUUAUACCGUAAAGCACCUGUUUUGCCACAUGAAGAGCUUCUGUAUGUGGUUGCAAAGAAUGGUGUGGAUGCUGAGUCGCUUCCCCACUUGAAGGGAGAAAUAGAAAGGCUUUUUAUAAAUGAGAGAAGACGCCGAGAGGAGCUAUGGAUUAAUGGGAUCGUCAAAUCUAGGCCAAUGUUGCCAAGGAGUAACCCAAACUUUAUUGGAAGUGAAGAGGACCCUACAUGCAUCAUUUGUCGACAGUAUCUGUAUCUUUCAGCAGUCUCCUGUAACUGCAGAUUGUCUUCUUAUGUUUGCCUUGAGCACUGGAAGCACCUUUGUGAAUGCAGUCCGGAGAAGCAUUGCUUACUUUAUCGGCACACCCUUGCAGACUUGCAUGAUUUAGUUUGCGAUGUCUCUUUGGCUAGCCUUCCAGGGGACAAUGUUAAGCAGAAUACGCACUUGCUAAAUGACGUUUGUGUGCCGUCUAAAAAGGUCAAAGAUUGCUAUAUAUCAUAUGCACAGCUUGCAGAAGAUUGGAUUUCAAAAUCUGAACAUAUUCUCCAGAUGCCAUUCCUGGAUAGGUCUUAUGCCACUGCCUUAGAAGAAGCUGAGCAAUUUCUUUGGGGUGAUCAUGGCAUGGAUUCUGUCCGGAACGUAACACUAAGACUAAAAGAGGCUAUGAACUGGGCCUUGGGUGUUAGAAAAUGUCUCUCCAAAAUUGAGAACUUUCUGAAAGACAGCUGCUCUGAAAAAGUAAAUUAUGUGGAAAUAGAAGAACUAGUUGCUAUGAGAUGUAUCCCAUGCUGUGAGCCUGGUCUUACAAAAUUGCAGGCGUAUGCAGAGAAAGGAAAAAUGUUGAUGGAUGAAGUGAACAUUGCACUAUCAUCUCGCUUAACGGUUGACAAAUUGGAAACAUUAUACUCUAGGAUUUCAGAAUUCCCGGUUAAGCUAACAGAAUCUUCGACCUUAUUUCGGGAGAUAUCUUCAGCAAAGUCCUGGUUGAAGAAAGCAAGUGAUUGCCUUGAACAGAAUAAACUGGGCACCAUAGACAUAGAUGUCCUCAAUAAACUGAAAUUGGAGACAAUACAACUUCGAGUUCUACUCCCAGAGAUUGAUCUUAUUUUGAAGCUGUGGAAAGAUGCUGAAUCAUGGCAAUUGCGUUGUCAAUUAUAUCUCCAAGACUUGCCUGGUCUUAAGGAGCUAGAAGGUUUCCUCCUUGCUGCGGAUGGUGCCAAGUUUAGCAUUCCAGAGCUGAACCUUCUUAAGCAACAUUACUCGAAUGGUUGCUCUUGGGUGAAUCGUGCUAAGAACAUGCUCGGAAAACUUCAUGCAAGGAGUGACUAUCACAAUGUUGUUGAUGAGUUGAUAAGCAUUUUGAAGGACGUAGAAAUUCUGGGAGUAAAAGGCAUGCUGUUUGAUGAAUUGCCGAUUAUUGAAAGAGAACUAAAGAGGUCCUUAUGUAGGAAGCAAGCAUCUGAGGCACUUGCAACAGUAAUGUCAUUGGAGGUGGUUGAAGAAGUUUUGAAAGAAGCUUCCAUACUAACUAUUGAAGAGGAACAACCAUUUCUUGAUCUGUCUCGGAUGCUCAAAGAGGCCACCGCUUGGGAAGAGAAGGCUAGACUUAUUCUUGAGCAAUCCGCUUCUCUCUCUGAGUAUGAAGACCAUAUGCGGUGUUCAGAGGAUAUAAGAGUUAUACUUCCGUCUGAACUGCGUUUGAAAGCAGAGAUUGAUAAUGCUAAGUUGUGGGUAGAUAAAUGUCAGUCCUAUUUGAGACCUAGGUGCAAUAAACUUGCAUUUGGAGGCAUGCUUAAAGUUGAGGAUAUCAAGGAAUUAAUCAAUCAGGCUGCAACUCUGAAAGUCAUUCUUGACACAUCAGCACUUAAUUCUGUUCUCAACAUUGUUGAAAAUUGGGAAGGCAAUUCACUGAGUCUACUAUGCAAUUUGAGAACCUUACUUCAUUUGAAUCAUAUUGGCUACACAGUUGACCCACUUAAAAGAAAUUUAGAGGAGCUGCAAGAUAAAAUGAAUACAGAAAUUGAAAGUGGAUUGUCUCUUGGUUUUGAGUUCAGGGUUCUUGAUGAACUGAAGGAUUCUUUGUUGGUACUAAGAUGGAUAUUGGAUGUACUGUCUCUGUGCUGCGUGAUUCCUUCGUUGCAGGAUGUUGAUAGAUUAAUUGAAGCAGCAGUUCACCUUCCUGGCUCCUUAUCGGAAUGUUCUUUGGUUACAUUGUUGAUGAGGGGAUUAUCUUGUCUAAGAAAAGCACUUACUUUGCUUCCUGAUCCUGAAACAUCUGCAAAAUCCAAACUGGAAGAUGUUGAAAAUAUUUUAGCUGAAUUCAAGGAGAUUGAUGUUCCAUAUCCUAUAAUAACUGCCAAGCUUGAGGAUGCUGUUAACAAGCAUACUUCAUGGACAGAGCAAUGCAAUACCUUCUUCAUGCUGCCUGAUGGUCAGUCUUGGGCUAGGCUGCUAAGUCUGAGAGACAAUGGUCAGUCUAUUGCAUUUCAUUGCCCUGAGAUGGAUAAAGUUUUUGUUGAGGUUAAAAAGGUUGAAGAGUGGCUCAAUCGGUGCCACUGCACACUAUUUCUAGAUGGCGAUAAUAGUUCUUUGCUCUCCAUACUUUCAAAGAUAAGAGGAUCAUUGGAUGAUGUUUGCAUGUUGUAUGCUGAGGAUUGUGUGAAGAAAGGAUUCUGUGCCAUAUGUUCAUGUGACAUGGGAGGUAGUCUGGCCACUAGAUGUGUGACUUGUCAAGACUGGUACCAUGACUCAUGCAUGGAAAACCUGCCCACAUCUACACAAAUGACAAGUGAAUGGAUUUGUCCGUUUUGCUCACUUUUGCAAAGUGAGAAUCUAUUAGAGAACCAAAUACAUGUAAAGAUGUCUAAAGGGAACUGUCCUGCACUUACUUCACUUAAUGAACUCCUUUCUUCUGCAAAGGGUUUCUACGCGGGGAUCGAGGAAAUUAAUUUGCUAGAAGAGAUUGUCCAGAAGGCAUGUAACAUGAAUGCCUAUUUGAUGCAAAUUUUAAAUGAUUCUGACUCUUAUCAUGGAGAAGAUCUUACUGUCAUUUGCAAAUCUCUUCUAGUUGCUCUCAAGGCAACAUCAGCUUCUGGCUUGUAUGAUCACCUUGUCAGUUGCAAAAUUGAGUCGAUGUUGAGCAGAUAUUUGUGGAAGAAACAAAUACAUAAACUCUUGUUUGGUGGUAAAAAGACAUCGAUCAAAGAAGUACUGCGCCUUGAUAAGGAGGGUUCACAUUUAGAAAUAUGUGAUCAAGAUUUCUUCAAGUUGGAGAUUAGCAAAAUAAAGGAAAGCAGUCUGCAGUGGCUGGCCAAAGCAGAGAAGGUUGAAUGUGAUUCUGGUGAGCUUGCACUAGAUCUUGUAUAUGGACUUAUAGCUGAAGGGGAAAACCUCUGUGUAAAUUUUGAGAAGGAACUAAAGUUAUUGAGAGAUCGCAGUGUUCUCUAUUGCAUUUGCCGUAAGCCCUAUGAUAACAGGGCCAUGAUUGCAUGCGAUCAGUGUGAUGAGUGGUACCAUUUUGAUUGCAUCAAUUUGCUUGGACCCCCUCCAGAUACCUUCUUCUGCCCAGCUUGCCAUCCAAAUAAUGGUGAAGAGUCUAUAUCGCUUCCACGCACAGACCAUGAUGAGGACAGAUCAAGCACAGGAGGUGGAUGUCCUCCUCACACUCCCCCAGCAUCUUGCGAUGAACCAGACAGAGUGGUGGAGGCUAACAAGUGUGAGAAACGAGAGAAAUCCCAGAUCAGGGUUGACUUAACAAAAAUCCUGCGCUGCCAUAGCGAAAUUGAUAGCUCAUGGAGGGAGAGCAAAAGGGUUCCGCAUCGAACUGCUAGAAGGCGCAGUAGUUUUGUUGGAUUGUUAUGAUACGCAAAGCGCUGAAUCUGCCAAACCUAGGUCUUUAGCCCCCACAUUGUAGAUUGAUUCUUUUAGUUAGAAGCAAUCAAUCCAUGAGUAGUUGUUGUUGUUGUUGUUGCCCGUUUAAUUUGUUGCUUGCCACUGCCAGGAAUAGCUAGCUAGCUGUAGUAAAAAAAAAAAAGAGUAGAAUCCAGCAUUCAUUCAUUCAUUGCUGCUAACAUUCUUGUUUCUUACUGUAAUUGUCACACAAUUGUAAUGUA